Messenger RNA from Hemiscyllium ocellatum (epaulette shark), 3578 nucleotides. RefSeq names its product PMS1 homolog 1, mismatch repair system component (gene pms1). The record is from RefSeq and is a predicted model, not a curated record. Gene Ontology annotation, cellular component: MutLalpha complex. Gene Ontology annotation, biological process: mismatch repair. Gene Ontology annotation, molecular function: ATP hydrolysis activity; ATP binding; mismatched DNA binding. The transcript is spliced from 13 exons. NCBI's taxonomy places the organism in Eukaryota, Metazoa, Chordata, Chondrichthyes, Orectolobiformes, Hemiscylliidae. Bases 85 to 2859 code for a protein of 924 amino acids.
CGGUGGAGGCGCGCGACGAGCGGAUGGCAGCAGUAGGUUUUCGGAGUGGACAUACCAGGCUUGAAUUGGUUAAGUGAAACUAUCAUGCAACAGUUACCACCGGACACCAUUCGACUUCUUUCAAGCUCUCAAACCAUUUCCUCUGUUGUUAGUGUAGUGAAGGAACUUGUGGAAAAUGCCUUGGAUGCUAAUGCAACAAGCAUCGAAGUCAAAUUAGAAAAUAGUGGGCUUGAUAGGAUAGAAGUACGGGACAAUGGUGAUGGAAUCAAAUCUGUUGACACACCUGUCAUGGGAGUCAAACACUACACAUCUAAGAUUAGUCAUCAUGAGGACUUGGAAGCCCUAGAAACAUAUGGAUUUCGUGGUGAAGCAUUGGGUUCUAUCUGUUCUGUGGCUGAGGUUGUUAUCACAACUAAAACGACUGCUGAUGAUGUGAGUACUCAGUAUACUUUGAACAAAGCGGGACACAUCAUUGCCCAGAAACCUUCUCACAUGGGCCAAGGAACAACUGUAACUGUGCUCAAACUUUUUAAGAAUAUUCCUGUAAGAAAGCAAUUUUACUCCACUGCCAAAAAAUGCAAAGAUGAGCUGAAAAAAGUUCAAGACCUCCUGAUGGCAUAUGGUAUAAUAAAACCAGACCUAAGAAUUAUUUUCACACAUAACAAGGCAGUUGUAUGGCAAAAGGCCAAGGUGUCGGAUCACAAAAUGGCCCUGUUAACAGUUCUAGGAACUGCUGUGAUGGUCAGCAUGGUACCUAUUCGACAUCAUGAGCAAGAACCUGAGAUUUUCCUUAGUGGUUUCCUGCCUAAGCCAGGUUCUAACCCCUCCUCAACAAGUCUUAUCAGUCCUGACAGAAGUUUCAUCUCUGUUAAUUCCAGACCUGUUCAUCAUAAGGAAAUAAUGAAGUUGGUUCGGCAGUACUACAGCUCUCAAUCCCAGAAGGAUUCUGCACAUAUGCGUUAUCCAAUUUUCUUCUUGAAUAUCUCUGUUCCGGCCUCAGUUGUCGAUGUUAAUUUAAAACCAGAUAAAACUCAAGUAAUGUUUCACAACAAGGAGGCCAUCUUGCUUGCCAUUGAGAAGGUAUUGAUUUCUGUUUAUGGUCAACUUGCUGGAAAUGGAACUGAUGAAUCAUCCUCUGAAUGUUUGAAAGAAACUGGACAUGUUCACAAUGGUGAGACAAAUCACUGUGGUCUAACACCAGAGAUAUCUCAAAUUUCAGACACAAUGUACACUUGUUCCAACAAAACCUCGUUUUCCAAUGACAUUUCUCCUGCAGCUGAUGAUAUAAAUGAGAAUUUUGACAACAGCAUUGCUCAGACUCAUUUCCAAGAAACACCUCUUCCGUCUGAGGAUAGAUCAUCAAUUUCUGACUCAGAAUUUGAUGUGAUGCUUUCACGGGAUGAUGAUGAUAUUGUUUUAAAGAAUCAUUCUCACAUAAAUAAUGCAGUACAUCCAGAAAUAGAUAAUGAUCCAACCCUGCCCCCUGUGGCGUUAAAUGAACAGAUCUCAGUUGCAGAAGACUGUGCUGAACUAACUGCUGAUAACUGGAGUAUGGGACAUGGGAUGAAGGAUUCUGUAGAACAGAUGUUUGAGCCUGUAAAAUUGUUUGUGCCCAAAGACUCUUCAGACCAAAUGCAAAUAAAUUGUAAUGAAACCAAACAGCAAAACUCAACUAACAGUAGCCCAACCAAUGACCCAAAUAAAAAGUCUCCUAAUGUAGUAAAGGAGAAGAUUGGACAGAUCACUAUAUAUGACCUGAUCAGCAAUCGCACUGUCAAAAAAUGUCGGUCAGCCUCUACCCUUUUCAUGCAAGAAAUUCGACCCAAACUGUUGGCAGAGAACCCAAGGGCUAAUCUGCAAGAUGUCAGCAUGAAACUUGAAGAGAUGUGGAAAAACCUGAAUGAGGAUGAGAAAAAAAAGUAUGAAGAUAAAGCUGCAAAGGACCUAGACAGAUACAAUUCCCAGCUGAAGAAAGCAAUCGAAGAAAAUGUUCAUCGAGAAGAACCGAACCAACAAGAAUUGGCCCCAAAAAUUAAAGUUGAUAAGAAGCAAAAACACAACACACCACUUUCAAAUCAGCAAAUUUUGGAUAAACUUUUCCAGUCACAAAUCCAUAACAAAAAGAGUUUGGAGUCACCUUGUAAGACAAUAGAUGUUCCAUUUUCUUUAAACCAUUUAAAAAGACAACUUGCGAGACUUUCCAAAAGCCAUGAAUCAGGUGCUGAAAGACUUCGUCUCAUUAACUGCUUGACUUCUUACAAUGGAUGGAUUGUUGCCUCUGAAAGAAAGCUGAUGUUGCUAAAUCCUUUUCGGGUGGAGGAAGCUCUACUAUUUAAAAGGCUGAUGGAGAAUCAUAUAUUUCAGACAGAGGCCCUUGAUGCGCCAAUAGCUCUAACUAAUAGCCUGCUUGGUGGACCCCAGUACAUAGAUGGUCUCUGUAAUAUGCAAAAGGAAUACAAUACAUUGACUGGGAUAACUUAUUUUACAGAUCCUAGACUUGUAUGUAAUGGGUUUAAGAUACGACUAACACCAGGUGUUUCAACAGCAGAGCAUCAUUUGGAAAUUCAAGAAAUGACCAGGUGUUUACCUUUCUAUGGUAUAUCAGAUUUACGAGAAAUUCUGAAUGCAAUUUUAAGUAAAAAUGCCCAGAGUGUCUACCAAUGCAGACCUCUAAAGAUUGCAAAUUAUUUGGAGGGAGAAGCUGUCCGUCUGGCUCGGCAGUUACCUCUGCGUUUUUCAAGGGAAGACAUAGAAAACACAAUGUUCAGAAUGCAGCAACAUCUGGGAAAUGAUUGCAAUAAGUGCAUUCAUGAUCGUCCAUUUUUGCAUCAUUUAGCAAGUAUACCAGAAACUGACUGACUGGGCAUAAAACACAGCAAAGCUAACCAGUGUCAAUUGCUGCAACGGUAAAUGCAAUAAAUAAGUGAAGUGAUGGAAAACCUUUGAAUAUAAGCAAAAAAAACCAUGUGGAAGCUUUGGUACAUAAUUUUUCAAUGUUUGAUUUCAACAAAUUGUUUAAAAUUAUAAUUUUGUGUUCUAAAUAUUUCUUUAAAGGCAGAUUUUUUCAUUAUUUGCACUCUAUUUUUAAACUCUCAUUAUAGCGAUUAUAAUCCAUGUAAAAACAACAUGCAAUUCUGAUAGAAUAGGAAUGAUCAUUCAGAGCUCAGCACCUUUCACACUUUGUUGUGGUAUUUCAAACAGUAAGCCUGAAUAUGCUGAAGGCAAUAGAAUAUGUAAUAUCAGCAUACACGGUUCAUAGCUUUCAGCCUUUGUAUCCUUAACUUUUUGUUGAAAGUGGAAUAUAAAAAUUGAAAUAUUUGUAUUGUCUCACUCACUAUGCAUCAUUCCCUGAAAACCCAUCUGUUCCCGUGCCUUUAACAAUGUAACUCAGUAAAUCAGCAGCUGGGAAAAGGACAAGUGUGUCAUGGAUCAGUUCAUGUUUCGCACCCUAUCUUUUCCCUGUGGGAAACAAGUUACCCAAUGUACAAGCUGGAAUUGGUAAUUUCCAUCCUGGAGAUUUUUGCCUUUAAGCCUUUGUUUACAUUCUUACAUGAGUAUGGAUAUUGUAUCUUCAAAAC